AUGCAGGUCUAUGUGCGUUAUGAAGACGCUGAGACCGAUUACAAAUGGGUACGUGGACGUGUACUACGUCGUGUAGAAAACUCUGUGUCCCAUGUCCUCGUACAGCUCAACAAUAUUGAGAAAACAGUUGAAGUCGAUGAAGCUCAAGACGUUCGUAUGAUGAAUGAACUGGUGGCAGGACAGAGGCUUGCAGACGUCGAGAACUUGGAUGUACUUACACAUUUGCAUGAGCCAGCAUUUGUGGACUAUUUGGCACAGCGUUACAGUGUGGAUCAGGUGUAUUGUCGAUCUGGCGCCGUUCUUAUCGCUGUGAACCCAUUCAAAGAGAUUUCAGGGCUUUAUGACCUGCACAAGUACCAUCAGGAAAUGCGUGACUGGACAGCACUACCACCUCAUGUGUUUUCGACUGCUGAAGGGGCGUAUCGAUCGCUACGACGACGAUUGCAGGAGCCUGGAGAGAGUAAGAAGAAUCAGACAAUUCUAGUGAGUGGAGAGAGCGGAGCAGGAAAGACCGAAACGACGAAAUUUAUCUUGAAUUACUUAGCAGAGUGCAGUCAACAACAAGUGGAUAUGACAAGUAGAAGUGAAAGGAAGCGAUCGAUCAGCGGCAGUGAAUUGAUGAGUGCGAACCCGAUUUUGGAGUGUUUUGGCAAUGCCAAAACACUGCGCAAUAACAAUAGCAGUCGAUUUGGAAAAUUUGUGCGCAUGUUCUUUGAUGGACCGGAGCUCAAUGCGUCGUUGAGGAUGGUGGGUACGUCGGUCCAGACGUAUCUUUUGGAAAAAGUUCGUGUGGUGCAUCAGAACGACGGAGAACGCAAUUUUCACGUGUUUUAUGAGCUGCUUGUUGGUGCAAAAGAUACUAUGAAGAAAAAGCUGUAUCUUGAGAACAUGUCAGUGCUUGAUUUCCAGUACAUUAAUGGGGGACGAUGUUUUCAGAGAAAUGAUGGCGUACGUGAUGAUAAGCAGUUCCAAUUGGUGCUACAGUCAAUGAAAGUUCUGGGCUUUACUGACAUUGAGCAAGAAGCGAUUUGGAAAAUUCUGAGCGCACUGCUACAUCUCGGAAACGUUUUGUUUGCUUCUUCGAUUGAAGAUGAGGGAGAAGAAGACAAUGGAACGGCAUCAGCCCCGUGUCGGCUUGCAUCUGCCUCAUCCUCUUCGCUUACGGUGCAGGAGCACCUUGAUAUCGUGUCAAAAAUCUUUGCUGUAGAUCAGGAGGAGCUUCUUUCAGCACUGACCACGCGGAAAAUCAGUGUUGGAGGCGAAAUAUUCCAUGCAAGCUUAAGUAUUGCGCAAUGUGUAGAUGCCCGAGACGCAAUGGCUCGCUCAUUGUAUGACUUUUUGUUUCGGUUUCUGGUCUUGAAGGUGAACUCAGCCUCACCGCAAGUGCAGCAGUUUACGAAUGCUGAAAUGAAAGAUGUCAUGACACUGACACCAUGCAUUGCAGUCCUGGAUAUAUUCGGCUUUGAAGAAUUUGAAGUUAAUCAGUUCGAGCAGUUUUGUAUUAAUUACGCUAACGAGAAGCUGCAGUAUCAGUUUAUUCAGGACAUUCUUCUGACUGAACAGCAAGCUCAUAUUGAGGAGGGGAUUAAGUGGAACGCCGUGGACUACGAAGACAACUCUAUGUGUCUGGAAAUGGUUGAGCAACGACCAAGUGGUAUUUUCUCACUUCUGGACGAGGAAUGUGUUGUGCCAAAGGGAAGUGAUGCAGGAUUUGCUCGAAAGUUGUACCAGCGACUGCAGGAUCAUAGCAACUUCAGCGCUUCUCGAUCGGAGCAAGUUGAGUUUGCGUUCCAAGUUCAUCACUACGCAGGCAAUGUUCGGUACCAAGCAGAAGGUUUUUGUGAGAAAAAUAAGGAUCAGCCCAAUGCAGAGCUGUUUAGCGUUUUGGAGAAAACUAAUGACGCGCAUUUGCGCGAGCUCUUCAGCUUUUUUAAAGCUAGCGAGUCAGCACAGCUUCAGCUUGUUCAGCCUAAACUAAGACGGCGGUCGUCAGUCCUCAGCUCGGUGGGCAUCGGAUCUCAGUUCAAGCAACAACUAGCAAGUUUGCUCGAUGUCGUUCAACAGACGCAGACACACUAUAUUCGCUGCAUUAAGCCUAACGACGAGAGCGCAUGCAACAAGUUUGACAUGGCAAAGGUGUCAAGUCAAUUGCGUUACGGUGGUGUGCUGAAAGCGGUGAAGAUUAUGCGUCAAUCGUUUCCUGUACGCAUGAGACAUGUCGACUUCUUGAAGCGGUAUCACCUAUUGGUGGCAAAGCCAGGUAGUGACAACAAGCCUGCGUCGGAAUGGACCGCUUCAGAUUUAUUGACACUUCUGGAGAUCGAUCGAGUGGAGCUUGGUAAAACUCGUGUGUUUUUACGGCAGCAGGCUUUUGAUCAAUUGGAAAAAAGUCGUGAACGUGCCGUUGCGGUAUCUGCAACGAAAUUACAAAGCUCGUGGCGUCGCAAACAGCAGCGCCAAGUGUACAUUAGACAAUUACAUGUGUUGUGGAGCAUUCAAGUGCGGUGGAAGGCUAUCUUGGAGAAGAAACGCCGCAUUACUCGACGCAACAACGCAGCAAGACUACUUCAACAUGCAAUGCGCAUCUGGGUGGAAGGGGUAAAAAGACAUCGUUAUCAAAGUGUAUUGCUCAUUCAGCGAAGUAUUGUAAGAUGGCACCGCGCACGCACUGCGUUAUCGAGGACUGCUUCAUCUCUUGAGGCUUCUUCUAGAGCUUUGAGGCCAGAAGAAAAGCCGGCAGAUACGUUAAGCUACAGGGGUCGUGAAAGUGAGGUCACAGCUGAAACGCAAGAAGAAGAUGACGUAUUUUCAACAGCAACUGCUUCAGUCGGGACAAGUGCAUACUCGGACGAUACCGACUUUUCACCUAUGGAUGUAGUGCGAAGAGCUGCUCUUCGCGGUCGUAUGAGUGGUGACGGAUCUGAUGGUGAUAAUGCGAUGCUUAAGCAGGCUUUGAGAGAUGUCGAAAGGCUUCGUCAUAGGGCUGAAGCUGCUGAAGCUGCAUUGUCGCAUUUUGCUAGCCGAGACAUGUAUGGAGAUCCUGUCUCCAGUGAUACGAUGUCCACAGUUGCGACCAGAGCAGCACCGCAUGUAGAUGGACCGCACUGCGAUCGUGGCGCAAGCGACAGCAACAAUUCUUUGUGGCACCAAAUGAAUAUGUCAAGCCUCAGAAUUGAUCGAUAUGGUAACACGGUAUUGCACCAGGCCGUAAAAGGAGGCAAUUUGGAGCUCGUGUGUGCUCUUCUUGUCAAUGAAGCAAGUGGAGCGCUUGACAUGUUGCAGCAGGCUGAAACGCAGCGUGGUUUCUCGCCACUGCAUUUGGCUGUUCGCAGUGGUAACUUUGAAAUUGCGAGCGUGUUUUUUCGUCCCGAGGUGUUACCACAUCUCGACUUGAAUUUCAGUGAUCGUGAGGGCAACUCGGCACUUCAUUUGGCCACGCAGCUUGAAGUGAAGUUUGCAUCGCGCGUUAUCGAGCUCUUGCUCUGCUUUGGUGCUGACGCAAAUGCCGUAAACCUGUUGAAACAAACGCCUUUACAUCUCUGUGCCAUGAUCAAGCGCAAUGGCUCUGCAACAUGUGAGCUCAUGGAGACGCUCUUGAGACACAAGGCGGAUCCACAGAAGGUUGAUUUUCUAAAGCGUUCACCUUUGCACUAUUGCAUGGAGAAAGACAUGGAAAAUGAGGCCGUGCUGUUGAUAAAACAUGGAGCGGAUAUGAAUGUACCCGAUGGAGAAGGCGUGCGUGUCAUUUUUGACCCAAGAGCCACUGCUCUCUUGCGAUUCCUACGAGUAACGCCGUCGUGGAUUCCAGAUACUGACUUCGUCCUGGAAUGGCCGUUUCUGUUUCGACUGCAAGCAUUACGCCCACUACACAUCGAUUGCCUAACAAGCGCAUUCGUCGUCGUAUUUUUCCUUUUGUGUUCCAAAAGGAGAGAGUGA
Molecule: messenger RNA, 3936 nt
Organism: Peronospora farinosa
Lineage: Eukaryota; Oomycota; Peronosporomycetes; Peronosporales; Peronosporaceae
Source: the annotation of a GenBank genome assembly